AUGACAGAGAAACAGAAAAUGUUGGAAAGAGACGACGAAUUUUCCCAAGAAAAUUGGUGUUUGGCCCCUCUCACCACACUACUCACUUCCUUCAAGAUUUUCCAAAGAAACCUCAAAUUGUUCUCUUCCAUAUUUGCCCUCACCACCCUCCCACUCUCCCUUCUCCUCUGUUCGCUCUCUCUUUCGUCCCACCCCAUGAUGUCCCAAAUCUACCACCUCGAGGCUCUGGCCAUGGUGGCCCCCACACGCUUUGAGGCCCGGCAAGUGUUGAAACAGUCACGCGAGGAAGCCCUCUCUCUCCUCCGCCUCAAGGCCCUCUACUUCGUCCCAUGCUACGUUCUCUCACUCAUCGCCACCGUAAUGGCCGUGAGCUCCACCGCGGUGUCAUUAUCCGGCAAGCGCGCGAGCCUCUCCACGGCGGUUACGGCCGUCAAGGCGACGUGGAGGAGGCCGCUGGUGACCUCGAUAUGUGUGUACGCUAUCAUGCUGGUGUGCAUUCAAGUACCGCGCAUGUUAGCGGCGCUGCUUAGCACGGCGGCUCUGAGACUCCCUGCGGCGGUGGCCGGGGCGGUUCUUGAGGUGUACUUGAUGGCGGUUGUUAGCUUAGGCCUCGUGGUCUCUAUCGUGGAGGAGCGGGUUGGUUUGGACGCAGUCUGGGCCGGGUCGGACCUCAUGGAAGGCAGGAAGUUUUGUGGGUGGGUCCUAUCGGGUUUGUUGGUUGUGGUGUCGGGUGCAAUCAGUGGUGAAAUAAAGCGGUCAACGGACGGUGAAGAUUCGUCGAGGGCAGAAUGGACGGUUGCUAUGGGGCUGGGGAACAAAGCGGGUAUGAUUUGUUUGUUCGGGUUGGUGGUGGUUUGGAGCUAUGUUGUUACAACGGUUUUCUAUAGCGAGUGUAGGAAGAGACACGUAACAAGCGAGCAUAUAGAUUAUGGUACAGUUUAA
Cornus florida is the source of this 942-nucleotide messenger RNA. RefSeq lists its product as uncharacterized. The record is from RefSeq and is a predicted model, not a curated record. The coding region runs from base 1 to 942 and encodes 313 amino acids. NCBI's taxonomy places the organism in Eukaryota, Viridiplantae, Streptophyta, Magnoliopsida, Cornales, Cornaceae. The transcript has a single exon.